AUACUAGAGUCUAUAUGAAGUAGCCUAUACUAAGAUAUCAAGUAUGCAAUAAUAAUCUAGUACUUUUGCUUACUCGCAAGUAAACGUUUGGUAUUAUCUUCAGAUAACUUUAUUUAUUUAUCAUGCUAUCAUGAAGUUCCAGUUCGGAGUUUGGUUAUUUUUAUGUAUAUCAUCCCGCUUCAACGUUAGCUCUGGAAGUGAAGCUGGUGCUGCACCGCAUGGAUUCGCUCCUGUGAUUAUUGUACCAGGCGAUGGUGCCUCGCCUAUCGAUGCAAAGAUUAAAGCAAAAUCAAACUGUGAUUCAAGGAAAGAAUGGUUUCGAAUGUGGCUUAACGUUGAAGAUAUAAUGCUCGGUCGUUUUCCCUGUACUGCAAAGAACAUGAUGCUGAAUUUUAAUCUCACCACAAACACGAGUCACGUCCAGCCUGGUGUAGAAACCCAGAUUCCAGGAUGGGGAACUGCCCACACUGUUGAAUACGUCGACGACCACGCGUUUGCGAGGAUCUUCCACAUUGCCUUUGAUGCAGCAUACUUAGUACAAGCCAUGGUAUCAUGGGGAUAUACCAGAGAUGUUUCGAUCAGAGGAGCGCCGUACGAUUUCAGAUUUGCAAUGGCUUCACAGCCAGAAUGGUGUGUAAGAUUCAAGCUUCUGGUUGAGGAUACAUAUGUAGCAAAUAACAACCGAAAAGUAUCGAUAAUAUCUCAUAGCAUGGGUGGAUUUUUCGCCUCUUGGUUUUUGAACAAGCAAUCACAAAUAUGGAAGGAUAAGUUCAUUCAUUCUUUCAUUGCUUUGUCGACACCUUGGGGAGGAUCAAAUAAAGCUCUUCAGUCAAUAACAUCAGGCUAUAACUUCAAUGUACCGCUGGUAAAAGUACGAGAUUGCAAAAUGAUCCAGAGAACAUUUGAAUCAAAUUAUCUGCUGAUGCCGAACUAUCUCUUCCACAAGCCUAAUCAUAUUUUCAUCAAGACCCCGAAGUACAAUUUCUCGCUGAACCCGGAAGAUCUUGAUUUAUACUUCGAGGCCUCAAACAACAAAGUUGGAAAACUAAUUUAUGAAAAGAUAAUGCGCGAAAACAGACUCAAGCGCACGAAAGGCGGAAUGCUUUUUGAGCACCCAAGAGUUAAAACAUAUUGCUUUUAUGGGGUUGGUCUUCCUACUCCAGGGUUGUUUUAUUACCCCAAAAAUUUUCCUGACCAACAACCGGUUAUACAAAAAGUUAGUGGUGAUUUUACAUUGGUUCAUGAAAGCCUACGUGGGUGUAAAAUAUGGGAAGAAGAUUUUGUUAAAAAUAACGCGUCGGAUGAAAAGUUAUUCACAGAGGUUCACGAAUUACCUGGUGUAUCUCAUAUAGGUAUAUUUGGUGAUCCGAGAACUCAAGAAAAAAUUAAGUUAAUUUUGUCUGAUUUGUGAUGUUGAACUUACUAACAAUGAUGAGUUGACUUGCCAUUGAACCGCGCUGUUCAUUCCUAUUUUGACGAUUCCUAUACUAUAUUCAAUUGAAAGAAUAAAUAAAAUAAAAAAACUCGUAGUAAUUUUCGAGUUUUCUGUAGUAACUUUGUAAAAUAAAAGAUCCUUGACCAGAAAUUUA
This is a messenger RNA of Styela clava, 1589 nucleotides long. RefSeq names its product lysosomal phospholipase A and acyltransferase-like. The record is from RefSeq and is a predicted model, not a curated record. Gene Ontology annotation, biological process: lipid metabolic process. NCBI's taxonomy places the organism in Eukaryota, Metazoa, Chordata, Ascidiacea, Stolidobranchia, Styelidae.